This is a messenger RNA of Plasmopara halstedii, 1608 nucleotides long. Its product is annotated as coatomer subunit. Gene Ontology annotation, biological process: retrograde vesicle-mediated transport, Golgi to endoplasmic reticulum; Golgi localization; endoplasmic reticulum to Golgi vesicle-mediated transport. Bases 1 to 1608 code for a protein of 535 amino acids. Gene Ontology annotation, cellular component: cytosol; COPI vesicle coat. NCBI's taxonomy places the organism in Eukaryota, Oomycota, Peronosporomycetes, Peronosporales, Peronosporaceae. The transcript has 5 exons. The record is from RefSeq and is a predicted model, not a curated record.
AUGGUGGUGCUCUCGGCCUCAUUGCUGACUAGAAAUGGCAAAGUGCUCGUGGCGCGCCAAUUUGUCGAAAUCACUCGAAUUCGACUUGAGGGUCUCCUUGCGGCAUUUCCGAAGCUUUUGUCAAGUGGUACACGUGAACACACGUUCAUUGACACAGAGAGUGUGCGCUACGUGUAUCAACCGUUAGAGAAUUUUUUUGUGCUCAUUAUUACCAACAAGACGAGCAAUAUUGUGGAAGAUUUGCACAUUAUACAAUUACUCGCCAAGCUUGUACCAGAUAUCUGUGCACCUCUUAGUGAAACUUCUAUUCGUGACAAACAGUUUGAGUUGGUCUUUGGGUUUGAUGAGCUCGUUACAGCGGGUGGUCAUUCUGAGAACAUAAAUGUGUCACAAAUUCGUAUGAAUAUGGAGAUGGAAAGCCACGAAGAGAAGCUGCAUAAUAUGAUUCUUGAAAGCAAACGUGCAGCAGCUAAAGAUGAUAUGAAGCGCCAUACAGCGCGUAUUAAAGAAGAACAGCGUGAACGUGCUCGAUUAGAGCGUGCUGGUAUGGGUGGUAGCGGAUCUGGAUUACAUAGUUCGUUUGGAAGCUCGUUUAGUAGUAAGUUUAAGUCUCCACGAAGUGACAACAAAAGCAGCUUUAUGAGUAGCCCGAGAUCACCAAGUGCUACGUCUCCGACGUCGUAUAACAGUCGUCCAGCGCCAGUUGUUUCGAAAGGUGCUGGAAUGAAGCUUGGAACGUCGAGUAGUGGUCAAGGCAUGGGAUUAGGAAGCGGUGGCAAGUCGUUCAUGGAUGCGAUGGCCGCAGAAGACGGAUUAAAAGAAAUCCCACCGAUGAGUGCUGUGGUGGAGACGGUGCAGAAGCCAGAAAUUGCAGUUGCAGUGAGUCAUGACCCAAUUGGUGCAGUGGUAGAAGAAAAGAUCACUGUUGUUAUUACUCGAGACGGUGCUCUUGAACAAUUAGAAGUCAAGGGCAGUAUGUAUGUAUCAGUAAACGAUCCAAGUGCGGGGUGCUGCCGUCUGAAGCUUCGCACAGGUGAGAUUGAAGGCAUUUCAUUUCAAACGCACCCAAAAGUGGACAAGCGGCUUUAUGACAAGGACUCUGUGCUCGCUUUGCGAGAUCCUUCAAAGCCAUUUCCAACUUCUCGUGUGGCGUUUCUGCGCUGGAGUUUAAAGACACAGGACGAAUCGAUGUUGCCGUUGAACAUUACGUGUUGGCCUGAAGAGGAAGGGGAUGGAAAGAUGAAUGUCAGUGUCGAAUACUCGUUAGAUCGCGACAUGGUUUUGGACAAUGUAAACAUUAUUAUUCCACUUGGAGGUCACGAUGCACCGAGCGUUGCGAAUGUGGACGGACAGUAUCAGCACAACUCAGCCGAGGGUUCACUCCUUUGGCAUCACGACCAAAUCAGCUCUGCCAAUAAUUCAGGCACACUCGAGUUUACGAUCCGUGGUAAUCACCUUGAUGCAUUCUUUCCCAUCUCUGUCUCGUUCUUUUCGCGCAGCGUGUAUAGCGACGUACAGGUGGAAGCAGUUGAAAAGGUGGAGGACGGCUCGUCAAUUGCAUUUGGAUUUGAAAAGCUCCUUUCGACGGACUCGUAUCAGAUUGUAUAG